Molecule: messenger RNA, 6139 nt
Organism: Chelonia mydas (Green sea turtle)
Lineage: Eukaryota; Metazoa; Chordata; Testudines; Cheloniidae
Gene: U2SURP
Product: U2 snRNP associated SURP domain containing
Exons: 26
Coding region: 2891-5746 (951 amino acids)
Biological process (GO): RNA processing
Cellular component (GO): nucleus
Molecular function (GO): RNA binding
Source: RefSeq, a predicted model, not a curated record
GCUUAACAAAAGUAAAAAAAAAAAAAAAAAACAACCUACAAGCGCCACAGGCUUACUGUCUCAACUUUCAGAGCAAACCACAAAAAAAAAUUUUUUAAAUAAAGGAAAAGGAUAUUUUUGUAACUACCGGGCCUGUAAAUUCAACCUGAAAUUGAACUCAAACUAGUAGUAACUUAUGGUUACUUUUUAGACUACCACUGCACUUCAAAGCUGAAUCAGUGCAUAGCUUAACAAAAGUAAAAAAAAAAAAACAACCUACAAUGUUGAUGAUUUACAAGCAAUUUUGAAGCUGAUAAUGGAACACUUUACAUUCACAGUUUCAGUCUAGUUUUGUAUGCAGGAUGGUGUACGAGGUAUGGUCAGCAGUUACAGACAUCACUUUUGUUCUGAUCAGCAUGCUGAUAUUAGGCACAUCCACAUAAUCCAUUCAGCUUGGGCCUGCCUACAAUAAGUGAAGAAACCGUUGAAGGGACGCUGCAUAAAAGGGUUGAUUGUGUUGCUUCACUUUGCAGCAGUUUAGUAUGUAGAAUAUGGAUUUUUUUUCUUUGCAGACCCUCUUUUUAUGCUUCUGAAACACAGUUCACCAUACAACUAAACUCCUGAAGCACCUCUCCCAUAGUGACUUGCACCUUUCAAAAGAUGCAGGAGAUUUUUGUAUGAUCUCCAAAUGUGAAAGGGUGUAUUGUGUGAUAAGUUAAAAGAACUGAUUGAGCCAGUCAGUGCAGGUACAAUACUUGUGGCUUCCUUCCCUCACAGGGGAGAAACCACUGUAGACUUCACCAGCUCAGUUUGGCCUGGGCUGAACACUUGCUCCCCAGCAGAAAUGGGAAAACUUGUUAAUAAGCUUGCUAGCCAUAUGUCCACAAAAAAGAUGAGGGGUGCAUCAGCGAGCUCCGAAGACAGUGCCGUGGUGAGAAAUCCUUUAUCCACCCCAAGCCUCUAGGAAGGAAGCAGGUGCUAACAGAUCCUGGAUCUUGCUUGGGCUUUCCAUCCUUUGUAUCAGCCUCUAGUUAGCAAGGCAUUUGUAAAUGGGGACAUUUCUCUUCCCUCCAUGCUCCAACCUGACUACUUAAAUGGAAGCUUUCUCCUCCCUCCUUCUGUCUCAAUUACUCUCCUCUUCCUGGCAACCUCUAUUUUUUUGGAUGGGGGGAUAUCCCCCAAAAAUUUUCAAGUACCUGGCUCUUCUUAUAGUUUUUCUAAGCAGUAUAUAAUUCUUGUCAAUUUUGUAGCUGCUUACAGGAUUUUGUAUUCCAGCAAUGAAACAGUCUAGAACCUUGUUAAUUUCAUGCUGCUUGGGGAAUUAUUUUUUCCAAGUCUGCUGACAACAUUGUAUUCCUUCAUUUUAAAAGUUUUCCUGGGAAUCAUAAGGGCACAAAACUGCUUUAAGACGAGUGAACCGCUUCACUCCCCAGGCCAAACUUCUCAGUGUUCAAGAGCAGUGACCCUUUGGCCUUCUUAUUCUCUCGUUCCAAUUGUUGGACUCUGUUCUUGUCAUGCAUCUAGGGCGGUGCAUGUAUGGACACCAAGCAAGUAUUGUAGUUCAAGUUAUUUCAAGCAAUAGCUUCUUACAGUGCUUUUGCAUGUUGUGUAAAAAUGGCUUUGAGUUGGAAACUUCUAUUAGAAGUGGUGUUAAAUGACUAAGGCAUUGACAUUUCUGAUAGAAAUUCCAUUCCAGACAGAAGUUUUUCCAAAGCUAACAUUUAUUUUUUUUGCAGCUGAUUUUGAAAUCUCUUUGGCAUCAUGACUAAGUUGUUCAGCUUACUCACUUUAACUUCUCACAAAGUGUGGGACCUGUUAUUUAAAGAGGUUAUGUGUUGCUGAGAUAGCAGUCGUUAGCAUCAUUGUGUAUAAAUGAGUUGAUAGCUGUGGUAGGGCUUCAAAAAUAUUUUGGAGGGGGUGAAGUGUCAUACCAUAUGUAGAGAUGUUCUGGUGACUACUGGGGAUGUUUUCCUUAUUCCCAUAUUGAUUCAUAGUUUCAAUAACAAACAAGUUAAAUUAUUUAAAAAUUGGGAUUAAUUUCUACUGUCUUUUGACUAUUGGAAUUUCAAAAUAAGUUUGCUGCCUUGUCUCUUCUCCCCUUCCCAAACCUCCCCACUGCCCAUUUCUUGGAGAAAUUGUCCUCUUUCUCAAUGCCUUACUAUCUUUCUUCAGUCAGCGAAUCAGGAGAAUCCUGCAGAUGAUCAGUUAUUACUAUUUCAGUAUGCAGGUGUAAUUUUGCUGUGUGAUCUUCCUUCUUUGAUAGUCUUAUGGGGGAGAGAUGAAAUUGGGAGAGGCAAGGAGAAUGCGAUAUUGGGGAAUGAAGGUUUUAAUUGCACUGGGGCUGAAAAGGCUCAAGAAUAUAACUUUCCUCUGUAUCUUCCCACAGCAAAAACAUAUAUUUAAAUUCUUCAACACUCCUUUAAUUUUAUUUCUAUUAAAAUCCUCCAUCACAACUGGCUAGGAUCACAAAAUAUUCUUCUGGCCAAGAGAAUUUAAUUAGCUGCAGCUCUUUUCAGUGCCUGUCCUUAUUUCUUAAAUGACUGCAGGGGUUGCCUCUGAGUUAUGGAACAUAUUGUUCUCCAGGUUUAAGCAACUAGGCAUCUUCAGCAGUGUCAGCUUCUGCUGACACAUGUAUUGGGCUCACAGACUUUGUUAGGUUUCCCACAGGUUAGCGCAGAACAUACCACAAGACCACCAAUCUAGCUCAUCUAAGUUUGGACGUUAAACGCUUCCUCCAUAAGCUAUUGCGGAAUAGUUUUAAAUUAUCAAAAUAUUUCAAAAUUGUAUUGCUGUUGGAAAACUACCUGUCCUGAGAGACAAGUCCAGGAAGACUUCAGUUUUUUUCCAAGUAACUAAAUCAGCAGAUUGGCCUCUUUUGGAAAACAAACUUAAAGCAUUCAGUAUUGGCAAAAUGAGUGCUGCCAAGAGGACUUUAAGUAAGAAGGAACAAGAGGAGUUAAAAAAGAAGGUAAUGGAGGAUGAGAAGGCAGCUGCAGAAAUUUAUGAAGAAUUCCUUGCUGCCUUUGAAGGAAGUGAUGGUAAUAAAGUGAAAACAUUUGUAAGAGGAGGAAUUGUUAACGCGUCUAAAGAUGAACAUGAAACAGAUGAAAAACGAGGUAAAAUCUACAAACCUUCAGCACGAUUUGCAGAUCAAAAAAAUCCGCCAAAUCAGCCAUCCUCUAAUGAGAAGCCUCCAUCCCUUCUAAUGAUAGAAACCAAAAAGCCUCCUUUGAAGAAGGGGGAGAAAGAAAAGAAAAAGAGCAAUUUAGAACUCUUCAAAGAAGAACUAAAACAAAUUCAAGAGGAGCGUGAUGAAAGGCAUAAAACAAAAGGUAGAUUAAGUCGUUUUGAGCCACCUCAGUCAGAUUCAGAUGGCCAGCGCCGUUCCAUGGAUGCUCCUUCAAGAAGAAACAGAUCUUCUGGUGUACUGGAUGAUUACGCACCAGGCUCACAUGAUGUUGGAGAUCCAAGCACAACGAAUUUGUACCUUGGAAACAUUAAUCCUCAGAUGAAUGAAGAGAUGUUAUGUCAAGAAUUUGGGCGCUUUGGACCAUUAGCUAGUGUUAAAAUUAUGUGGCCAAGAACCGAUGAGGAAAGAGCAAGAGAAAGGAACUGUGGUUUUGUUGCCUUUAUGAACAGAAGAGAUGCUGAACGAGCAUUAAAGAAUUUAAAUGGCAAGAUGAUUAUGUCCUUUGAAAUGAAGCUAGGUUGGGGCAAAGCUGUACCGAUUCCACCACACCCAAUAUACAUUCCACCUUCCAUGAUGGAACACACCCUCCCACCACCUCCAUCAGGACUGCCUUUUAAUGCUCAGCCUAGAGAGAGAUUGAAGAACCCUAAUGCUCCCAUGUUACCACCACCAAAAAACAAGGAGGAUUUUGAGAAGACUCUGUCGCAAGCCAUAGUCAAAGUGGUUAUCCCAACAGAAAGGAAUUUGCUCGCAUUGAUACAUCGAAUGAUAGAGUUUGUGGUACGUGAAGGGCCUAUGUUUGAAGCCAUGAUCAUGAACCGAGAAAUCAACAAUCCAAUGUUCAGGUUUUUGUUUGAAAACCAAACUCCAGCCCAUGUAUAUUACAGAUGGAAGCUUUAUUCAAUUUUACAGGGAGAUGCCCCAACCAAGUGGAGGACAGAAGAUUUUCGUAUGUUCAAAAAUGGAUCAUUUUGGAGGCCACCACCAUUAAAUCCAUACCUGCAUGGGAUGUCAGAAGAGCAAGAAACUGAAGCGUUUGUAGAGGAACCUAACAAGAAGGGUGCACUUAAGGAGGAGCAGAGAGACAAAUUAGAGGAAAUCCUGCGUGGAUUAACGCCUCGUAAGAACGAUAUUGGCGAUGCAAUGGUUUUCUGUCUUAAUAAUGCUGAAGCUGCUGAAGAAAUUGUAGACUGCAUUACUGAGUCAUUGUCCAUUCUGAAGACUCCUCUUCCUAAAAAGAUUGCAAGAUUAUAUUUGGUGUCGGAUGUGUUAUACAACUCUUCAGCUAAAGUUGCCAAUGCUUCAUAUUAUAGAAAAUUUUUUGAAACAAAAUUAUGUCAGAUAUUUUCUGAUCUCAAUGCUACCUACCGUACAAUACAAGGCCAUUUACAGUCUGAAAAUUUCAAGCAACGGGUAAUGACAUGCUUCAGAGCAUGGGAAGACUGGGCGAUUUAUCCAGAACCCUUUUUGAUCAAACUGCAGAAUAUUUUCUUGGGGCUUGUAAAUAUUAUAGAAGAAAAAGAAAUAGAGGAAGUACCAGAUGAUCUUGAUGGAGCUCCCAUUGAGGAAGAGCUUGAUGGUGCACCACUGGAAGAUGUAGAUGGAAUUCCUAUUGAUGCUGCUCCGAUAGAUGAUCUUGAUGGAAUCCCCAUUAAAUCACUUGAUGAUGAUCUUGAUGGUGUACCUUUGGAUACUUCUGAAGAGUCUAAAAAGAAUGAGCCCAUAUUCAAAGUUGCCCCUUCAAAAUGGGAAGCAGUGGAUGAAGCAGAAUUGGAAGCUCAGGCUGUUACAACUUCUAAAUGGGAGUUGUUUGACCAGCAUGAAGAAUCAGAAGAGGAAGAAAAUCAAAAUCAAGAAGAAGAAAGCGAAGAUGAGGAGGAUACUCAGAGUUCUAAAUCAGAAGAGCAGCAUAUGUACUCCAAUCCCAUCAAAGAAGAAAUGCCUGAAUCCAAGUCAUCAGUCAAGUACUCUGAAAUGAGUGAAGAAAAGCGUGCCAAACUCAGAGAGAUUGAGCUUAAGGUGAUGAAAUUUCAAGAUGAGUUGGAGUCUGGAAAAAGACCCAAGAAACCAGGCCAGAGUUUUCAGGAACAGGUUGAACACUAUAGAGACAAACUUCUUCAAAGGUUGUUUUUAAUAACUCAGGAAAAAGAAAAGGAGCUGGAAAGAGAACGAGAGAGAGACAAGAAAGACAAGGAAAAAUCUGAAUCCAGAUCCAAAGACAAGAAGGAAAAAGAAGAAUGUACACCAACAAGAAAAGAGAGGAAAAGACGACACAGUACAUCACCCAGUCCAUCUCGCAGCAGUGGCAGUAGACGAGCAAAAUCCCCGUCACCAAAAUCGGAGCGCUCAGAGCGAUCUGAAAGAUCCCACAAAGAGAGCUCACGUUCCAGGUCAUCUCACAAAGAUUCUCCUAGAGAUGUCAGUAAAAAAGCCAAACGAUCACCAUCUGGCUCAAGGACACCCAAAAGAUCAAGAAGGUCACGAUCCAGGUCCCCUAAAAAGUCAGGGAAAAAAUCCAGGUCGCAGUCCCGUUCUCCACACAGAUCUCACAAGAAGUCAAAGAAAAGCAAACACUGACAAAAUGUUCAUAUUUUUUAUGAUGGUGUCACUUACUGGAAAUGCGGUUUUGUUUUUGUGCCUGAACAGUCUGUUUAAAAAACAAAAAAAUCAAACAAAAAAGCAUUCCUGAAUUUUUUGUGAAUGCAUGUGUAUACUCAUGAGUAACUGCAUCUGUAGACCUGUCAUUGUUUUAUAUUGUACAAAAUAUCUUCAUUGUGACUAUUUCCCCAAAUGAAACAUUUUUGUGUUUAGAGAUUUCAUCAGAAAUGUGUGUAUCUGAUCUGCUGGCGGUAGUGAUAUUUUUGUUUUAGAAUGUUGUGACAUAGCAAAAAUAACACAAAUGUUUUCCCCUUUUUGUAGCUUUGACAAUUUGAAUUAGAUUUCAAAUAAAAUCUGAACAGAAAUUUAAAA